CAUCCAUACAACUCAAAUGCUUGCAUUAGAACAUAUGCAUCUUCCUUACUACCUGCUUCUACGUUUGUAAAACAAUCCACAAGCCUUGGGAGCAAAAUGGUCUGAGCGCUCAUCAAGAAGGAAGGGCGCGCGUCUCCUCACUUCAGAACGCUGGACAGCUCCUCAAGAACUUGGAGACCGGCUGAAAGACUUGUAGGAGUUAAUUUCUCCAACCUGGAAUGAGGAGCUAUUGGAAAUGAACGAAGACUAACCAUGGUGGAUUUUAUUUGUAUCUUAUCAUCACGUAUAGGUCCACAUCCGGACAUAUUGAAGUGAGAAAUGGACUUUGCUGAAAUUAUUUUCGCGUUGUUCAUUGUCGUAGUCGCAAUUGUGUCUUUGUUAUCGAACUUGUUGGUGCUGCUAUGUUUCGUUCACAGCACCGAGAUACGGCGACAGGUUCCAGGUAUAUUCACCAUGAACCUGUCUUUUUGCAACAUUCUCAUCACUAUUUUAAACAUGCCAACGACAUUGGUGGGGAUUAUCAGAAAUCAGCAACCCUUUGGUAAUUGCCUUUGCCAUACUGUAAGCUUUCUGGAGACUUUUUUGACUGCGAACACUAUGUUGAGCAUGGCAGCUCUUAGCAUUGACCGGUGGAUAGCGGUGGUCUUUCCCUUGAGUUACUCCAGCAAGAUGAGAUACAAGGAUGCAGUGAUCAUGGUUUGCUACUCGUGGCUAUAUUCACUCACGUUUUCCCUCAUUGCGCUCCUCUUCUCCUGGGUUGACUACAGCCACAUUUACGCGUCCUGUACCUUACACCUAACUGAGGAGAGCGACCGCAUUAAGUUUACAGUUUUCACCGUUGUUUUCCAUGCCACUAGCUUCGUGCUAUCCCUUCUAAUCCUGUGCUUCACGUACUUGAAGGUUUUAAAAGUUGCACGGUUUCAUUGCAAGAGGAUUGAUAUAAUAACCAUGCAGACCCUUUUUUUGCUGGUAGAUAUCCACCCAAGUGUGAAACAAAGAUGUCUGGUAGAGCAAAAAAGGAGGAAACAGAGAGCCACCAAGAAAAUCAGCAUCUUUAUUGGCUCGUUUAUCGUCUGUUUUGCUCCAUAUGUAAUUACAAGAUUAACUGAACUACUUCCCUUCGUGGGCAUCAACCGCCACUGGGGGAUCGUCAGUAAGUGCUUGACAUACAGCAAGGCCGCCUCCGACCCCUUCGCCUACUCCCUCCUGCGUCAACAGUACAAGAAGGUCCUGGUUACCGUCGUCAACAGGCUACUGCGCCGUGACCUGUACCCCUCGUCUGGGCACAACAGCUCUUUAGACACUGAGAACGACUACUGUCUCCAGAGGAUCAGUUAAUGACAUCCGCUCGGACAUGGAAAAUGAUGCCGGUGCCCGAAAAUAAUGUUUGCCUCAUAGGUAAAGAGAGGGGCGAGAAGAGAUGGGAAUCAAUGAAGGUGAUACAUGGAACGAAAACAGGAUAGAGAGAAUUGAAGGGGGAGGGCAAUUGUGGGUGGAGGGACUGAGAGACAGUAGGAUGGGUAAGCAACAUGGGGGAGGUUGGUACAAUAGAGGGAGACACAAGAAGAUGAUAGAGCAGAAACACACUGUAAGAGAGAUGAAAAUCAAUAUUGUUUGAUUAGCCAUAGGCUUAGUUGACAAACAGGGAAUGACAGAUACUGUUCACAGUACUCGAGACCCCAUGCGUAUCAUAGCUUAGCACUAUUAUCAGCGCUAAGAGAAAGGCAUUUGCUUACUAUCACAACCUCUGGCAUAGUCACUUUUAACCAUGCUUUGUGACCCACAGAAAACAGAGACUUGAAGUAAAAGUCAGUAAUGUUCUGUGAAUUGAUUGUAAUGAAUCAUGGAUAUCAAAGCUAGUAUCUGUCUAGCUCACACUAAGCACUGGCGCUGCCAGGGGCAUCAGGCUAUUUCUUUAAAUUACAUUAAAUCAUAUAGCCUCCUCACAAUGGCAAGUGCCACAAAGUGGUGGCUGUAUUCUGUAUGGACUGUGUUUGACUUCUCUGCAGUUCUUCACAAAUGUCAUGUCAAUCACUGGAUAAUGAUGCACUUUGUAUAAUUCUCUCAAACUACUAGUUUCAAGAGCCAAAGGUAAAUCUAAUUUUUACUAUGAUGUUAAAGUGUAUAUUGUAACUGAAUGUACGACAGGUACUUUGGAAUGAAAUGCAUUUGUAUUUCUGUACUAUUUUGCCAGGUGGUUGCAGAAAAUAUUUGUACAAAUACAUAGUGUAAUGCACUGUACAAGAAAUUAUUAUAUCUAUUUGUAGAAAUGAUUGGCUAUCUACAGUUGUGCUACUUAAUGUAGCAGAAGAAUGUCAUUAUGUUCAAGUGCUUUAAAGACACUUGUCUUUGUGCCAGAUUUCAACAUGUGACGUUUUGAUACACUUAAAAUGAAGAUAGUUGUUUCAUGAAAACGUGUUCUUUGGGUGUAGACACAGGUGUUUUUAAUUAUGUGAGCCAGUCGCAGUUGUU
Hypomesus transpacificus is the source of this 2472-nucleotide messenger RNA. Its product is annotated as G-protein coupled receptor 26-like. Gene Ontology annotation, molecular function: G protein-coupled receptor activity. Bases 319 to 1338 code for a protein of 339 amino acids. Gene Ontology annotation, biological process: adenylate cyclase-activating G protein-coupled receptor signaling pathway. The transcript has 3 exons. Gene Ontology annotation, cellular component: membrane. NCBI's taxonomy places the organism in Eukaryota, Metazoa, Chordata, Actinopteri, Osmeriformes, Osmeridae. The record is from RefSeq and is a predicted model, not a curated record.